CUUUAGUUAAAAGUAAUGUUAAAAUCACUCGAUAUAAGAUUGGAUGUUUGUAUGAAUCUAGUUUAUGCUUCCAUCCCUGGAAUGCCAGAACUAGGGAUGGUAUGGAUGGGAGAUAUGAUGGUACAUGGAGAACCUACACACGAGCUUAUGUUAGACCCUCGUCAAAGUGAAAGUCCAUUCUUUUCUCAUGGCUCUCAUGCAUAUGAGGAUCUUAGAAAUCAUCAAAUUGCUCCUACAGCAAUGGUACGAUACUUAGCACCACAAUAUUCUAACGAAUGUUCAGAACCUGAUGAAACCAUGGAAACUAUGGAUACGCAAGAGAUGCAACAAGAAUAUGACUCACAAUCAGAAAGACAAGAAAUGAGUGAAUAUUUAACGCUAGAAGAUUAUAUGGCUGACGAGGAUAGAGAACAGGUAGUAAGUAACGUAGCAACUCAAACUACUCAUGACGGUUCACCGUUGCUACGAAAUCGGAAAAUAAAGCCUAUAAAACAUCCUGGCCUUAUUUUAAAAACACCGAUCGCUUAUCAACCACAUACUGAUUUAAACUUCAUUCCUAUUCGUAAAGAUGGCAUAGCUGUAUGCGAAAAAUGUGGUGCUAUAGGAGUAAAACAUGCAUUCUAUACAAAAGAACGAAGAUUUUGUAGUAGAGCAUGUGCACGUUCUUCAGAACAUACUGCUUCCACUGCUGAUUCAACUUAUAGCCCAUCAUAUCCAGUAGAACCAACAACAGCUAUGAAUGCUAAGUCUCCUACUAAUACAAAAUCUGCAAAAGAUAUAAUAAAAAAAGAAAUAGAAUUGAGCGAACCUAUCAAAGAAGAAGAAGAGAAAGUUAUAGCAGAACCUGUAAUGCCAGAAGAUUUACCAGUACGAAGAAAAAGAACUGCAGAAAUGGCUGGUUCUUAUGACUGGACACCACAUUUGGUUGAACCUGGAUUUUGUGCUGCACCAGUAUCUUGUUUUAAACAUGCACCUAUAUCCGAAAUAUGGGAUAACAUAACAGUGGGUAUGAAAGUUGAAGUUGAAAAUACUGACUGUGACGAAGUAUGUGAAGCUUUUCCAGACUCUUUUUGGGUUGCAACUGUAUUACGUAUAUCUGGAUAUAGAGCUUUGCUAAGGUAUGAAGGAUUUGGCCAUAAUGCGGAUAAAGAUUUUUGGGUAUCACUUUGUUCUAACGACAUUCACCCUGUUGGUUGGUGUGCUACAAUCGGAAAACCACUUAUACCACCAAACACAAUUGCUAACAAGUACAAAGACUGGAAGGACUUUUUAAGGAGACGAUUAACCGGUGCAAGGACAUUAACAACUAAUUUCUACAAUAAAGUUAAUGACAGUAUGAAAUCUCGCUUCAGAUGCGGGCUUCAUUUAGAAGUCGUAGAUAAAAACAGAAUUUCUCAAGUUAAAGUAGCUACAAUACAGAAGAUUGUUGGUAAGCGAUUGCACGUGAGAUAUUACGAUUCACCACCCGAAGAUAAUGGUUUCUGGUGUCAUGAAGACUCUCCUCUUAUACAUCCUGUUGGUUGGGCAAAGAGAGUAGGGCAAUCGUUGGAUGCAUAUCCCGAAUAUCUAGAACGUGUUUCAAAAGUAAAAUUGUGCGAAGAUGAUGCUACAGAUGGUCUUUUUCAUGUGCCAAAGAAUCAUCAUCUCCACCUUGGAUAUACCUUUAGAGAAGGAAUGAAAAUAGAAGCUAUUGAUCCACUUAAUCUUUCUGCUAUCUGUGCGGCCACAGUUAUGCAAGUUCUAAAAGAAGAUUAUAUUAUGAUUCGUAUCGAUAGCUAUGACGAAGAUGCAAGUGGUGCUGAUUGGUUUUGCUAUCAUUCAUGUUCUCCCUGUAUCUUUCCAAUUGGGUUUUGUUCUCAGCAUGGCCUACCACUUACACCACCAAAAGGUUAUGAUUCAACCACGUUUACAUGGGAUGCAUAUUUGAUAGAAACAAACACGAUACCAGCACCUGUACAGUUAUUUAACAGGGAAAUACCGCAACAUGGAUUCAUCGAAGGUAUGAGGCUUGAAGCUGCUGAUUUGAUGGACCCUAGAUUAGUAUGUGUUGCUACCAUUACCAGAGUGAUCGGUCGGUUGUUAAGGGUACAUUUUGAUGGUUGGGAGGAUGAAUAUGAUCAAUGGUUAGAUUGUCAAAGUCCAGAUAUUUAUCCAGUUGGUUGGUGUGAUCUUGUGGAUCAUAAAUUAGAGGGGCCCCGUGUACUCACUAAACACACUAGUCCUACUGUAAAAUCACCAAGAGGCCUUAAACGUAAAGCUAAGAGAAAACUAAAAAGAGGAAGCAAGGUAUCUUGCGCAAAAAAUAUACUACCUCGUCACAGCGAACGCAUUAGUAUGGCACGUGAACGUGAACGAGAAUUAGAACCAGCACAAGGCACAAAAAUUGAACGAGAACGUGAUCUUGAGAGUUUACCGGAACAAGGAAGUAGAGAGCCGGAACCGGCAGAAGAACCCGCUGGUCCUGAUCAAACUUUACCUAGUCCAACAAGUGGACAAGGUCAAGCAUUGAGCGAUACACAAAGUGAUGUGCAAAGUCCUCCACCACCCAAAGAGAGAACUGCAACAUCAUAUAUUAAUGUAACUUCAGCAAAUACAAAAUAUAUUCCAAGGUUAGCAGAUGUUGUUCCAAAGGGUUCAGAUUGUGGUGAUUUGGUACCAUCCGAAUGGAAUGUUUUUGACGUUGCUCAAUUUCUCCGUGUCAAUGAUUGUGCAACAUACUGUGACAAUUUUAGCAAACGCAAAAUUGAUGGAAAGACUUUGCUAAAUCUUACAAAGGACCAAAUAAUAAACCUAACAGGUUUCAAAGUUGGACCUUCUUUAAAAAUUUUUGAUCUUAUUCAGCAAUUAAAAAUCAAAGUAAAUCCAGCUCAGGAAAGAUUGAAACUAGGACUGAAAAAAUUAUUAUAACAUACCUAGUAUAUAGCUGAUAUUAUGAUAAGUUCCAACUGAAAUAGAUUAAACAUGGAUUUACAGGUAAGGCAUAUGGAUACGUUUGACUCGUCAUAUGUUAUAUUUGAGUUGCAUUCUGUUUAAUAGUCUCUUUUAUCUUAAUAUAUAUUCUUAAUAAUAAAUAUCCUGGCAAUAAUUUGUCUCAGCAAAUAAUGAAAUAUCUUUUUUUUUUUAUGUAUUCUAUAAAACAGGACAGUUUCUUAUUGGAUAAAAAAUUGUAAAAUAAUUAGAAUAUCUUGUGCAGCAAACCAUUUGAAAUCAAAAUUAUGUACAGAAUAAUACAAAAUACUUCAUAUAACCUUGAUAUGUAGAUAAGAUUUUAUAUAUGCAUUUUGAAUUUGUUUGUAUUUAUAAAUAUGUGAUUUAUUUUACAUAACAGGUUUUCAUUCUAGUGAGUUCUUUUCCCUGUAUUGCCAUAAUUUGUAAAUCCAUGAGUCAGUUAAAUCGAUUGAAUACAAAUGCACCAGCCGUUUAUCGGUAAAGUCACAAAGAAACGUUUUUCAUUGAAAUAGAAUUAGUAACGAAAUGUAAGAAAUAUACAAAUUCUGUAUUACAGAUUACAAGUAGACAAAGUAAGUCAAAUAAGAUAAAAUAAUGUAAUAUGAUAAAGUACAAAAUAGUAUUUGUUUGUCGAUGAUAUAAUUUCAUAAAUAAUUAUGACUAUCAAAGUAUCAUUGAUAUCUGAAUUAUUCAGUAUAGUUUAAUGACCUUCAUUGAUUUGUGCCAGAUUACAAUUUCCAUUGAUGCAUUUGUAUAUAGCUAAUGGAAUGGUAAGUUAUCAACUUUUCUGCUUGUAAAUAUUAUUUUUAGAACAAUACAAUAUUGAUACAUUUGUGACAAAUAAAAAAAGUUAGUUGGUGUUAAUUGCAUAAGACAAUUAUUACCAAUCGGCUGAUGCAUUUGUAUGAUCGUACAUUAAGAUACGCAAUAUUCACGCGCAACUUGUCAAUACAGUGAAUCAAAGAAAAUAGAUAAAAUAUAAGAAUAAUUCAGCUUUGACUCAUAAAAUACUAUUUUAGUACCACAGAGUAACACAGGUUACUCUUAUUAUUUAUUCACUGCUCUUGAAAUCAUUGUAGCAAUUAACUCGAACUUGUACCUUAUAUCCGGCAUUUAAAAAACAUUUUGUUGGUAAAUACAUACACGUAAAUAAUCCAUUGAUUGUACAACCUUCUCACGAACGAGUAAUCGCUAAGUUACAAUUUAAAUGUGAACUUCAAACAUGUGAACUGGAUCUAGCAAAGCAUAUGAAAUUUUGCAUUUGGGUUAAUAAAGAAAUUGUUUGAAUAUAUUAUGAAAUACAGUAUGAUGUUCAGAAUAGAAAAAAAAUUUAUCACAAUGUUCGUACUAAAAUAUAAAAGAUAUAUUAAUUUUCUUUUAUAUUUUGCAGAUUCUUAAAAUUUAAGAAAUGUGUAUUCUAGGACAAAUUAGGAAAUGUUAACAAAAUAUAUAUAUAGGAUUGUUACAAUCCGAUCCUUUUUUUCAGGAUAAGGCAUAAAUGUUUUUUGAUUGAUUAAAUAGCAAGUUCACACAAAAUGAAAUAGGGAAAGCAAAACAUCUAAAAUAUUUAUUCUAUCUUCGUUGUUUAACAAUGCGACUACAAGUACAAAACGCCAUUAUAGCCAUAAAAUUUGGAUUACAACAAUUUAACUGGUUUAAAGCCAAAGUUAGGAUAAAGAAAAUCAGUCGCGAGACUCAGAUAUAGGGUUUUAAAAAUAUGAGAAAAGAUUUUAAAAAUGUUUUUUGACAGCUGCCAAAGUUUUCAAAAAUUUUUAUUCAAGAAUAGUAUGACUCUCACAUAAAAUCUACAAUAACCCAAAUAUUUGAGUAUCAUUUAAUGUAUACAUACUACAACAUCUGCAUAGUAUUACUGCAAUCAUUAAAUAGACGUUAUUAACAGGAUACAAAAGAAACACGAGUAAAAGGAUAUAUGGUGUGGGGAAAUAUAAGUCAUUGAUCAUAAAAGUAAAUUAUACAUAGAUUAUAAAUGCAGCCUGUGAUAUUUGCUGCGGUAAAAAGUAGAAAUUUUGUUGUUUGCUCUUAACAAAGACAUAAUCUAUUUCCAUAUAUGCAAUCUGCAUAUAUUGCCUGGGUCUAUUUUAAAAGUAGUAGACAAAAAAAAUUAAAAUAUGCAUUGUAAAUUAUCUAUUCAUAUUUUGAUGCCUCGUUCUAAAUUUUGCGGUUUGCUUUGCAUAUGUUAAACUUAUAUUAAGUAGCAUACGUGAAAACAAAAAUAGAUUAUUUAAAACAAGCUAGAAGCACAGAAACUGUAUUCAUAAUUGUAACCCAUAGGCAAUUACAUCGGUCACUUAUCGUCUAUUAAGUGUAAUAUAUUUCUUUUUACUUAUGGUUCGAGCUAUGGGGAAUAAAUAUGAAUACAGUUGACAAAUUUGAACGAUAAUCGAUAAAAGUAUUUAUCAGUAUGAUAGAUUUGAAGCGAAUCUUCAUUUACACUAUUUUCUUUUUUUCUAUAAGCUUAUUAAUACAUAUAUUUCUUUUUUAUAAGAGUAAGUAAGAAUUGAUUAAGGAUUAAUGUUUUACACAUAUUGUAAAGAAACAUGCAAAUAAUGAUGGAAGUACAUUGUUUACAUAAAAUAGUGUAAGCGUUGUUCCAUUCGCGUAAAGUACCAUUCCAUAUAAAUCAUAGUAAGGAAUUAUAAACUUUUAAGCGCAUCGUAUUUAUAACAACGAGAAGAGAGAGAGAAAAGAAAUAUUUCAUUUUAUUUCGCAUAAUAAAAGAUAAUAAAAAACGAAUGUUGAGAAACGGUGGUAGCACGAUGCAUUCGAACUACGUACAUUUCCUUCUAUCUUCGUCAUAUUCCAAAUAAAAUGGUUAACAUUAAGUACGUAUAAAGUUUAGGAAGUUUCAAGCAAACAUCGAAUUACCUAAUAGCAGAUUUGAAAUUUGUGCAUGCAUACUGUAUAAAGCCCGCGGAAGAUGUUUUUAUCGCUCGAUCUUUAUGACCGAAGGAAAAGUACGUCGAAUCUCGAAGUUUGUAGAUCGCGAAUGAAAAGUGCGCGAAUCUUAUAUAUUUUUAUUGUAGGACAUCGUGAAACACGCGUGGUAAAGCUUGGCAAAACGCAUGCCCCGCAUAUAUCAGUAUGCGCGCUCGAGUACGCGCGUACUCGCGAGCUCUCAUCGUUGAUGAUUCUCACGUUACGUGGCGCUGCUCUCUUUUCACUCGUGUAAUCGUGACGAGAGAAGAUAACGAAGGAAGCGCCGGUAGGGAGUGGAGAAGGGAGAGGAGUAGCACCUAACGAGCAGCAGCACUAUUCUAGGCUUUCUCGACUAUAGAUCUCUAUAUGUAUGCGCGCGGGCGUAUACGCGACGGCGCGGCACAAGGAUUGCCGCGAGGUGGGGGUACUGGCGUAUUCUAUGGGCGGAGCCUCCGCCAGCUGGCAGAUGUUUCCCGCGCGGCCGUAUCAUUCCUUUAGCGUAAAGCUGCGCGACGUGAAAAUAGUUCCUGUCGGACGAUCGAAGUAUCCGAGUAAGGACGGUGAUAGGAAAGGAAAGAAAACUUGAACACGGGGUGCGCGGCGCCAAGCUUUAGUCGCGCGCGUCAGAGAGAGAGAGAGAGAGAGAAGGAAAGAAAAUAAGAAGAGGAGGGACGAGCCAGCUUCGGAUUGGUCCGAAGUAAGGGUCCUCGAUAUCAGGGUAGCGCGAAGCGCGCGAAUCGCCCCGAGCGCGGGCCAUCGAACUUCUUGAGAGAGAAGGGAGUCUAUACGUGUGUGUAUGCGUGUAUGAGAGAGAGAGAGAGAGAGAGAGAGAGAGACUAGAUUUUCGAAGGGUGACGUAAUCGUCCCGAGUCUCACGCACGCUCGUCAAUGCGUCGCUUCGUCGCUUUGAGUUGGUGCGGCUUUCGUACGGGAAGGUGUGCCGUUUUCGAUACACGAUUUCGUGUCCUUGACAUAUCGCGAGGCCAAGUGUAAAAGAGUUUUCUUCGUGUGGUCGCAGCAUGUUUCUGGCGGUGUGCUUUGGUAAAACGGUACUACGCGGUGCGACAUGUCGGAAUGAGAGAGCAAAGCGUUACGUACAUUCAACGAUGCGAUCACGGUAAGCACACUGUGUGUCGAUAACUACGAUAGCGUGCGUGCUACUACCGGUGUGUUACUUUUCCGAUAUAUUCGUGGGUGUUGGAAAGAAUUUCAAAGUAUUUUACGUUUUCAACGAUCGUCGAUUCGAACGAUCGUUCAUCGUGAAUUAAAUUCGAUAAAAGACGAACCGAAGACGAAUAGAAAAGAGGUGUGGCAAGAAGAAAGAAAGAAAGAAGAAAAGGAAGAAAAAAAGAAAGAAAGAAAGAAAAAAAGGAAGAGAGAAAGAAAAGUCGAGACAGUGCGGUAGGAUAGAACAGGAGUGGAAAAAAAGUGAAACAGUUUGAAGGAGGGAGAAAGUACGAUAGUCGAGAAAGCCGGCGAGAAGACAUCCGAGAUAGAGGGCGCUCGACGGGCCCGGCGUCUACGGACGGCCCUGAAACCGGCGGCGGCGGAGUGAUUCGCGACGCGUCGUGGGGGCCCUCAGCUGUUUCCCGCCAAAGAUCGCCAUUACAAAACGCGUUCGGCCGUUGUGUGUGAGAGGAUCGCGCGCGCCGUAGUGACUGUUCAAUGGUGGAAUAUCUCGGUGCAUUGCCACUAUAGUCGUGACGAGUCCGCUCGUUUUAUCGUCGACGUCUGGACAUCGUCUUCGUCGUGUCGGUUGGGGUUCGUUUCUAACGAGCGAGGUCUUGUAAAAGAAGGUGAGAGAAAGAAAGAGAGAAAGGGGGUAAAGAAAGAGACAGACAGAGAGAGUGAGAGAGAGAGGAGAGGGAGGGAGGGAUAGGGACAGAGAGAGUUCUCGUCUGUCGCGUAUCACGCGUAGACAUAAGCGCGUAACAAUUCGCCGUCGUGUCAAGGAGAGCGUGCGCGCGCGCGCGCGUUCUCUCUUUCCGGGCCGUAGUGGAGUGUGUCGUCGUGCGAGAGGAGGAGGAAGAAGAAGAAGAGGAGGCGGCGGCGGCAGCGGCAGCGGCGGAGGAGGAGGCGGAAGCGACGUUUUCUCGCGUCUACCGCGACAACGGCGGCUGCUGCUGGGAGCUGGUGGAGUCGCGGGCCGGGAUUCUCGGUGCGCUGCAAGAUAUGUCAGUGUUCACUGCCGACGAUCGGAUUUUGCUCGAGGAAAUCGUUGAGGCGAGCACCGAGGAACACGAGGCUGAACUCUGUGGAGAAAUUAUUUAUCGCAUCUCUGGAAGAGGAUUCGCGAAAGAUACGAGUGCAUAAUCUCGAACGGACCGGCGAUGAGUUCCGGCGGGCCUCUGCCAGCAGACAACAAUGGUUUCUCUGUUGACCUCUCACGCUCCAUAUACUGUCGUGCAACUCGAAGCCGCGUUACACGUGCGUCGUGGCUCGUAAGGAAAAGGAAGAGGAGAAGGAUGAUGAAGAGGGUGCGGCAGGAUUAACGCCUUCUAUCUCGCGUAGAGACUUCCUUUCUCUCUUUCUUUUUGCUACGUAAUGUUACGCGUGGGUGAAGUUAACGCCCUCCCCCGUCACUACUAUUUUAUUAUAAAACAAAUAACGCGCGAGUGUGACCCGUAAAGUGUAUUAAUUUUCUGCAAUAAAUUGCAAUGGAAUUUGAUUUGAGAAAAAAAAAUUAUAUUAUGCGAACGUAAGGGAUAAAAUUAUUUUAUAAAUAAAAGAAACGCAAGAAGGAGAGAAAGAAAGAAAGAAACGAUGAAAGAAAGAAUAAGGAAAAAAAAAAGUAAGAAAAAAGUAAAAAAAAGAAAGAAAGACGUAGCGUAGACGACUCGACGUGGCGCCCAUCGGAUUGUGACUUACGUCACACUGCUAAAUAUAUGCCCGGUCGUUCUCAAUCUCAUCCCCAUUCUUGAACCGCGUUCCAUCCCGUAUAAGAUAGCAUGAUCCCAUGACUGAACAAUCUAUGCGUCUUUUUAGCCUACGUAUUUUUUUUCUGUUCUUUUCUUUACCGUUCUGUUCCUUUUCUUUCUUUUCUUUUCUUUUCCUUUCUUUUCUUUUCUUUUCGUAGUUCGUUCUUA
This is a messenger RNA of Vespula vulgaris, 8972 nucleotides long. Its product is annotated as polycomb protein Sfmbt-like. Lineage: Eukaryota; Metazoa; Arthropoda; Insecta; Hymenoptera; Vespidae. Gene Ontology annotation, biological process: heterochromatin formation; regulation of DNA-templated transcription. Gene Ontology annotation, molecular function: zinc ion binding. The record is from RefSeq and is a predicted model, not a curated record. Bases 16 to 2907 code for a protein of 963 amino acids. Gene Ontology annotation, cellular component: nucleus. The transcript is spliced from 11 exons.